Nothobranchius furzeri (turquoise killifish) is the source of this 2706-nucleotide messenger RNA. RefSeq names its product sorting nexin 18a (gene snx18a). Gene Ontology annotation, molecular function: phosphatidylinositol binding; protein binding. Gene Ontology annotation, cellular component: cytoplasmic vesicle; plasma membrane. The record is from RefSeq and is a predicted model, not a curated record. Gene Ontology annotation, biological process: endocytosis; mitotic cell cycle; cleavage furrow formation. Lineage: Eukaryota; Metazoa; Chordata; Actinopteri; Cyprinodontiformes; Nothobranchiidae.
UAAACGAAUUUUAAUUGUGUUGUAAUUACAUUGGUAGCAGCGGCAUUUGAUUGGUGCGGUCUGGGUGCAUCAUUGGCGCACAUCUGUCGCUCCGCCUUCUAUUAGCCAGCCUGGCCGACGUGCUGUAGCUGCGCAGCUCCGAAGGCAGAAGAGUCCGAGCGGAGGGAACGGAGGGCGGCAGGAGACGAGCUCAGGUCAGCGGUGUGGCAGAAAACAUUCUCAGCUCAUGUCCACGCGCUGCAACCUCUGGAUUUAAAUCACGGCAGCCUCCGGCCAGCUUUACCUAAACAGAAAGGGACAAUAGCCGGAGUCCUGCAACGCCUUCAGAAGUUUCUCCGCCGAGUUUGAGGGGUGUUUAUUUAUUAUUCUGAGUGGACCGACCAGCCGUGAGCCCGUCCUGGUCCGUCCAGUCAGCCGUGACCGAGACCUCUGUCCUGGUUUGUCUUCCAGCUGUUGGGAAUCAUGGCGCUCAGAGCCAGGGCGCUUUACGACUUCAGCUCUGAAAACCCGGGGGAGCUGUCGGUGAAGGAGAACGAAGUCCUAACCUUGUACAGCGAGCAGGACAUCGACGGCUGGCUCGAGGGGACGAACAGCCGAGGGCAGAGAGGACUGUUCCCCGCUUCGUAUGUGGAAAUCCUGAGAAACGACGCUGCUUCCUCUUCGGUUAACAGCUGCAGCACAUCUGGAGAGCCCCGGUACUCUAACAUCCCGGCUGGAGGCUUUGAGAGCAAAACUGAAAACUUUUCUAAACCAUCUGCUCCGAGUUUUGGUACUUUUACCGUUCCCCAGCACCAGCAGCCCAGUCAGGGCAGUGAUGAUGACUGGGAUGAUGACUGGGAUGACAGCUCCACUGUGGCGGAUGAGCCAGGGACUGUUGCAGGAAGGUACACUGACCAUGAAGGCAAUGGUCCCUCCACCUACAGAGUGUCGACAUCCUCAUCGAGAGCUAAUGCACAGCAACAGACAAGGAGCUCUGCUACAGUCGGCAGGAACCUAAACAGGUUCUCCACCUUCGUAAAGUCCGGAGGAGAGGCGUUUGUGCUCGGGGAGGCGUCGGGGUUUGUGAAGGACGGGGAUAAGAUCUGUGUGGUGAUGGGUGAGUAUGGUCCAGAGUGGCAGGAGAACCCUUACCCGUUCACCUGUACGAUCGAUGACCCCACCAAACAGACCAAGUUCAAGGGCAUGAAAAGCUACAUUUCCUAUAAGCUGACGCCCACACACACACACAUCCAAGUGAACAGGAGGUAUAAACACUUUGACUGGCUGUACGCUCGCCUAGCGGAGAAGUUUCCCGUCAUCUCAGUGCCACACUUGCCAGAGAAGCAGGCCACAGGGCGCUUUGAGGAAGACUUCAUCUCCAAGAGGAGGAAAGGCCUCAUAUGGUGGAUGAACCACAUGACCAGCCACCCUGUGCUGGCUAGGUGUGAUGUUUUCCAGCACUUCCUCAUGUCCAACAGCACAGACGAGAAGGCCUGGAAGAAGGGAAAAAGGAAGGCGGAGAAGGACGAGAUGGUCGGAGCCAACUUUUUCCUCACCAUCAGCACUCCACCAGCUCCGCUCGACUUCCAGGACGUCGAGAGCAAAAUAGACGGAUUCAAGACGUUCACAAAAAGAAUGGAUGACAGCAGCUUACAGCUCAAUGCCACUGUGAAUGAGUUUGCUCGCAAACAGAUCAGUGGCUUUAAGAAGGAGUAUCAAAAAGUGGGAAUGUCCUUUAAGGCCCUGAGCCAAGCCUUUGAGAUGGACCAGCAGGUGUACUCCUCGGGACUGAACCUGGCCAUCUCCUUCACCGGAGAUGCAUACGAGUCAAUUGGAGAGUAUUUCUCUGAGCAGCCCAGCAAGGAUCUUGACCCAGUUAUGGAUCUUCUAGCUCUUUAUCAAGGGCAUCUGGCAAACUUCCCAGACAUCAUCCAUGUCCAAAAAGGAGCCCUGACGAAGGUGAAGGAGAGCCAAAAGCACGUGGAGGAAGGCAAGAUGGACCGGACGCAGGCGGAAGGCAUCCACGAACGCUGCAACAUCAUCUCCUGCGCCACGCUGGCUGAGAUCCAACACUUCCACCAGAUCCGCGUGCGAGACUUCAGGGCCCAGAUGCAGCACUAUCUCCAGCAGCAGAUUGCUUUCUUCCAGAAAGUCACGGGCAAGCUAGAGGAGGCUCUGAAGAAGUACGACAACGUGUAACAGACGGCUUCGUGACGGAGCCCGUCGGUCUGAUGACGAACGUCCGCGCUCUGCCCGUGAUGAGCAGCCUUGGGGACUUUGGCGAGAAGCGCCUGCUGGAUGCUGCUGGGCGAGAGUGAGCUCGAGUCACUGAGUAAAGUGUUUGUAUUUGUUCUUUCUCACCCAGGCUGCCACUUCUGGUGACCACGCUCUGGGGUGUGCUCGUAUUUAAGGGAGGAUGUGUACGCAUCGCUAGCUUUAACACACAGAUGUGUUCAGGUAUCAAAAUGAGAAUCAGAUGAAGUGAAUCAACUCUAUGAACUGCAGAGAGAGAGAGAGAGAGAGAGCGAGAGCGAGAGAGAGAGAGAGAGAGAGAGAGUGAGUCUGCCAGCGUUUUUAGCCUUAUGAACACUGGUCUUGAGUGAUUGAUGAAUCGACUACUAUUCUGGGAGCAGAGACGUUCUUGUGGCCAAUGCAAUGCCUUCAGGAGACCGAGACCCCCCCCACCACACACACACACACACACACACACACACACACACACACACC